Molecule: messenger RNA, 800 nt
Organism: Ruditapes philippinarum (Manila clam)
Lineage: Eukaryota; Metazoa; Mollusca; Bivalvia; Venerida; Veneridae
Product: ribosomal RNA small subunit methyltransferase NEP1-like
Exons: 6
Coding region: 77-754 (225 amino acids)
Biological process (GO): rRNA base methylation
Cellular component (GO): nucleolus; small-subunit processome
Molecular function (GO): rRNA (pseudouridine) methyltransferase activity; rRNA binding
Source: RefSeq, a predicted model, not a curated record
UCAAUUAAUUCGGAUUUGUUCGGCGUUAAUCCAAAUUUGUAAACACGUGAAAAAUUAAAAAUAUAAUAAAUUAAACAUGGCAUCAAAGGCUCCAGAAAAAGAGAAAAUUAUCAAAAGUGUGCCAAAAACGUCAAAUGAAAAGCGUUUGAUCGUCAUAUUAGAAAAAGCGUCACUUGAGUCUGUAAAGAAUGGGAAAACAUUUGAGCUUCUGAACUGUGACAAACAUAAAAGUGUGGCAAAAAAGUUUAAAAGAGAUAUUUCAACCUGUCGACCAGAUAUUACACAUCAGUGCCUGUUGAUGUUACUGGACAGCCCGUUAAACAGAGCUGGUUUGUUACAAGUUUAUAUACACACAGAGAAAAAUGUCCUCAUAGAGGUCAACCCUCAGACAAGGAUACCGAGAACUUUUGACAGAUUUAGUGGUCUGAUGGUUCAGUUAUUACACAAGCUCAGUAUACAUGCAGCUGAUGGUCCUCAAAAAUUGUUAAAGGUUAUAAAGAACCCAGUGACAGAUCAUUUACCUAUAGGAUGUAAGAAGAUUGGUAUGUCAUUUAAAGCGGAGAAAUGUGUUGAUCCACGGACCUUAGUUCCUUCUGAUGAUCCUGUAGUGUUUGUGGUAGGGGCCAUGGCUCAUGGCAGUAUUGAUACAGACUAUACAGAAGAGGAAUACUCAAUCAGUAAUUAUCCACUCUCUGCUGCUUUAACUUGUGCAAAACUGUGUAAUGCCUUUGAAGAGAAAUGGGACAUCAUGUGAUCAAAUUAUAUUUUGUGUGUUUAAUAUUAAAAGAUGUAAAAAUACA